This is a messenger RNA of Haemonchus placei, 156 nucleotides long. The record is from the annotation of a GenBank genome assembly. NCBI's taxonomy places the organism in Eukaryota, Metazoa, Nematoda, Chromadorea, Rhabditida, Trichostrongylidae.
AUGGAUACGGAGAGCUCAUUACGCAGGAGUUUACGUCGAAUCAAUCCGUUCCGUAAUAAGAUAUUCCGUCUGCCGGCAACACCACGAUUGGCCAGAAAUCGAAAAUGUAAGGCCACCUUCGUUCUUCUCUUUUUUUUCGGGGAAAAUCAUUUCUAA